AUGGACACACUCCAUAGCAAAGAGUUUAUAUCAGCAAUCUGUCUGGGCGUAGGAGUUGGAUUCUGUAUAGGAUGGAUCAGUCGUGGUCGAGUCUUAGGAAGACGGAGACAAUCCUCAGGACAAGGGGAACUCGACGACCUUAGUGGAAAUAACAUGCUGUCUGAUACAGGCGAAUACAAAUUAAUAGUGGUAGUACGGACAGAUCUAAAGAUGGGAAAAGGGAAGAUAGCUGCACAGGUUGCCCAUGCUGCAGUGCAAGCCUACAACUCCUGUGCUAAAUAUUACCCUGAUAUGUUGAGGGAGUGGAAAUAUUCUGGCCAGCCCAAAGUGGUUGUGAAAGUGGACAGCGAGACAUCACUGUUGGCUCUGGCAUCAAAGGCAAAAACACUAGGACUGAAUGCAAGUGUAAUCAGAGAUGCUGGGAGGACACAGAUACCUGGAGGUUCAGUUACUGUCUGUGGAGUGGGUCCAGGUCCCAGUGACUUGGUGAGCUCGGUAACUGGACAUCUAAAAUUGUUAUGAUCUGGAGAUCACAUAGAUACUUAUCUCAGGAGUGAAGAUAAUUAUUUUAUUUGUUGUUAUUAGUAAAACUAAGAUAUUGAAAAGACAUCAUCAAAACACCAAGGUUUAGUUAACUGAUCAGUUAUCUAAUCUAUAUCUGAAUGUAAACAGUUGUGAGGCCUGGAAGUUAUAGUAUGUCAGAGGAAGUGUAUUCUGGUAUGACUGUGAUACACUACCAAGUAAUUGUGUUAGCUCGCCGAUAAGAGAGGAAACUUUUGUUAAGAUGAAGAUGAAAUGGAAUGUAUGUUUGUGGAAUAAAAAGUGAAAAGAUUUAUAUGAAAUGAAGAGUGAUGCUAUCAUAAUUUAUUUUUCAUGAUUUAAUUAGUAUGUACAUGUGAUGUGUCAUACAGGUUCUAUUGUAAAACAUUUGUAACGUAGUAGACAUUAAUUAUACUCCCCGCAACAGCCACCAACCCACCCACCCACCCAUGCAGAUAAUUGAGGUAUAUAGUUAUCAUUUCCAUGUCUGUGUGUAAAAUGUUUUUUGUGUUUACAAGAAGAUAUCUUAUGAACACUUGAACAAAUUUAGUUCACAUUCACAUCAAAGAAUCACACCAUCAAGUUCUACACCUGCUUUGAUUUUGAUACCAAGCUAAAAGGCCAAAGGUCAUACUGGGCAAACCACUUUUGCAACAAAAAGCUUUUGUACAGGACACCUCUUGUAUUUAACAGAAAUCAUUCGUACUUGUUCCAAAUUUUAACAACAUCAAAUUCUACUCCUGAGAAUAUUUUUAUGCUCAAUAAUCAAAGUUAUAGAGCUGAUGGUUUCACAUAACAAUUUUUGAAAUAAAAAACUUGUGUACAAAAUAUGUAAGUUCCUCAACAGAUUAAUAUGAAAUAAAAAGAUCAGGGAGUUUAUAGAUAAAUAAGUUAUUUUCUGAAU
Molecule: messenger RNA, 1444 nt
Organism: Ylistrum balloti
Lineage: Eukaryota; Metazoa; Mollusca; Bivalvia; Pectinida; Pectinidae
Product: peptidyl-tRNA hydrolase 2, mitochondrial-like
Exons: 5
Coding region: 1-522 (173 amino acids)
Cellular component (GO): cytosol; mitochondrion
Molecular function (GO): peptidyl-tRNA hydrolase activity
Source: RefSeq, a predicted model, not a curated record